Nymphaea colorata (pocket water lily) is the source of this 2119-nucleotide messenger RNA. Its product is annotated as protein S-acyltransferase 8-like. Gene Ontology annotation, molecular function: protein-cysteine S-palmitoyltransferase activity. Gene Ontology annotation, cellular component: Golgi apparatus; endoplasmic reticulum. Lineage: Eukaryota; Viridiplantae; Streptophyta; Magnoliopsida; Nymphaeales; Nymphaeaceae. The record is from RefSeq and is a predicted model, not a curated record. Gene Ontology annotation, biological process: peptidyl-L-cysteine S-palmitoylation; protein targeting to membrane.
AAGUGCAGCGCGAGUUCGUCCCUCGAUCCUCAACUUUUUCCCUUUUCCGCUUCCUCGAUCUCCGCAUCAUUCUCUUUCCCUCCCUCCCUCUCUCUCUCUCUCUCUUCUGUAGGCGUCCGGAGCUUUCUUCUCCGACACACUUGUCUCAGAAUCGAGUCUGAGUCGACGCCUGCUAUGUGGUUGCUCCUCUCUUGCUUGGAGCAUCCUUCUUCCUUCUCGCUCCCUGGUACCUCCAAUCCACUGUCCUUUUUAUCCUUUUCUUCAGAUAGCCAGGGAAUUUUCACUGAGGCUACUGUGUGAAGUCGGCCUUCCAGGGAACUCACUAUUUGUUAUUGUUCUUACGCUUCUUCAGUGGGCUUCACUUACCAUUUAUAAGUUCUGAGACUCUGACCAUUUCUAGGGUUUCCUCACUCCAUCCAUUAUUCCUCCUCUAGUUCUCUUCCUUUUUUCUUAUUGUUGUCGUAACUUGGAAAUCCAAGGAUAGUUUCCCUGUCCCUUGACAAAUGUCGAUCUAGGUUUCUCUAUGGGGUUUACGGGGAGCGGCAUUUUGGAAGCUAGAUUUUUGGGGGAGUUUGGUUUGGCGUGGGUUGGAAGCGGGCAGAUGUUCGCGAGGUUCCGGUGCACCGUGAUCGAGGGAGUGGUCUUGGUUUUGAGUGGGGCUGGCGACACCGAGAAGUCUGAUGGCGGGCCUGUGUACCAGAGUUGGAAGGGAAACAAUAUAUUUGUCUUGGGCGGGAGGUUGAUAUUUGGGCCUGAUGUUAGGUCUCUAUUUAUCACUAUAUCACUUAUCAUUGUCCCUGUGGUGUUCUUUUGUGCAUUUGUUGUAAGAAAUCUUCUGCACAAAUUUCCUGCCUACAAUGCAGGCUAUGCAAUUCUGGUGGUUACCAUAGUCUUCACAAUCUAUGUGUUGGUGCUCCUCCUCUUGACUUCUGCUCAGGAUCCUGGCAUUGUCCCUAGAGCUUUGCAUCCACCUGAAGAAGAGAUAUAUGAAUCAGCAGCUACAAAUGAUGGUUCUGGACAAACACCAAGGCUACGAUUUCCUCGUGUUAAAGAAGUUUCAUACAAUGGAAUGACUGUAAAAGUCAAGUAUUGCGAUACAUGCAUGCUGUAUCGUCCUCCCCGCUGCUCUCAUUGCUCGAUUUGCAACAACUGUGUUGAACGUUUUGAUCAUCAUUGCCCCUGGGUAGGGCAAUGCAUUGGGAAGCGGAAUUAUCGUUACUUCUUCAUGUUUGUCUCCUCAACAACAAUGCUUUGCAUCUAUGUGUUCACAAUGUCAGCUUUGAACAUUAAAUUUCUCAUGGAUGAGGAUCAUCGCACAGUUUGGUGGGCACUCAGGCAUUCUCCAGCAUCCCUGAUCCUUAUGAUUUACUGCUUCAUUUCUGUUUGGUUUGUUGGUGGUCUCACUGUAUUCCAUUUGUAUCUUAUUAGUACCAACCAGACCACAUAUGAAAAUUUCCGUUAUCGAGCAGAGAGCCGCCUGAAUGUAUUUGAUCAAGGCUGUGUGAGUAAUUUUUCUGAAAUAUUUUGUACAAGUGUGCCACCUUCAAAGAAUAGAUUCCGUGCAAAGGCACAACAAGAUGUUCAGAAGCCGCCUCCAACUGCAGUGGAAAACAAAGACAACGAAGAACCUGGUGAAUACAUACGCACCAAAGUGGAAGAUGAUCUGGAGAUUGGUGGGGCUUUGUGCAAAGUUUCUGAACGGAGCUUUGAGGAAAGUGAUAUACGUGAUCGGAACAGUGCUGGUCGGGAUGUUGGGCCAGACACCUAUACUUCAACGCUUGAGCAAGGGAUAGGUGGACAACUUCCGCUAGACACACAUGGGGGGACACACAGGCACUCAAGCUGGGGUAGAAGUGGAAAUUGGGAGAUCAUUCAAGAAGUUCUUGGCAUGAGUUCUGCAGCUACAGAGAGUGGAAGAUUUGCUGGUGAAGGCCCUGCUCCUGAAAGCAGGUGAAACGUCUGCGACUUUGGUCACAAGAUUCAAGCGCUUCACAUUUUUGUCCCCAACUGGGUUGUGGUUUUAGCGAUAAGCUUAGGGGAGAAUACUGUAUCUUCUUAACAUACUUCCCGUACAAAAAUAAAGUGAACCUCCGCUGACACAAGAUCUUAAACUCUCCCC